CUAUAAAUAAUGCCACCGUUAUCUCAUUAACAUAAGCAUUCCUAGAUUACAGGCUAUUCGAUUGAAAUUUUUUUGUUUCUGUUGGGAGUUCUGAGUAAUUUUGCUGCCAUGGAUAAUCCUUUGUUCGGUGGGUCUUGGGAUCGAGUCCCUGAAAGGCGAUUUUAUCAAAGGCCGCAUUACUAUCAUCCAAACCCUUACGCUGCAAAUUCGUACGCAACUCCAGUAAAAUCGGAGAGCACGCCCAAGGUAAAGGCCAAGAAGGUCGUCUCAAUUCCAAUCAAUUUCGUCGAUUCUGAGACACCCAAAUCCAAAAAGGCGCCCGCCAUGGACGAAAAUACAGCGGCUGUAAAAAUUCAAUCGGCUUUCCUAGGGUUUUGUGUGAGGAAGUCAAGGCCUCUGAACAAAUUGAGGGUUAUAAUGAAAACCAAGGCAGAGGCUGCAGAAAUUCGGAGGCGUGUGAAUGACGAACAUGUUGUGGAGUUGAUUAGACGAGAUGAGAAGGAGCGGGUGAAAAUGACGGAGUGGAUCAUGUCUCUACUGCUCAGGCUCGACGAAAUUCAGGGAGUGAUUCCUUUUGUGCGGGAAUCAAGAAAGGCUGUGAUUCGUGAGCUGGUUAACUUGGAAGAGACUGUAGAUGACAUAAUUGCAGCCAAACCCAGGCAAGAUGCUGCUACAGAAGUUUCAGUAACUUCUGAAGCAACGCUGGAGGAUUGCACCAUUAUUGAAGAAAAUGGAUCUGCAAGGUGCUUGGAGGAGAAUCCCAAGGAGGAAUUCAAGAGCAAGGAGUUGCCAGGGGGAGCAAUUGAGGUCUCUGUGAGUAGUGAAAAAGCAUUAGCAGAGGAGUCUUUGCCUUCUCCAAUGCAAGAUUUGCAAAUUGAGGAUUCCCCUGAAGAAAACAAUAAUAAUAUUGGAGUAGAAGAUUUUAAACAGAACUCUUCUGAAGCUGGAAAAAUUGUGUCUGGCACAAUGGUUGAUGUUGUUGAUAAAGAUGCAGAGAAUUUGAAAAGAAACAAAGUUGAAAGCCUACUCUUGGAGGCUGAUCCAUCACCUGCAAUCCCUUGCACAGAGGAAGGUGUUAAAAUAGGAAAUUCAAGGGAUGAUGAAAAUUCUUCUAAAUCUCUGGACUUUUUGGACGCUGAUGCAUCACCUGCAAUCCCUUGCACAGAGGAAGGUGUUAAAAUAGGAAAUUCAAGGGAUGAUGAAAAUUCUUCUGAAUCUCUGGACUUGUUGAAGGUGCAGACUAUCCAGCCUGAUGGGAAGCUAGAAACUGCAGACUUAAUGGACUAUGAAGAAGCAGGGGAUAAGAUGACAGAGCAAGUAAAGCCCAUUGAAGAUACUGGCCUGGUAAGAGAAGAGAAUGAGAAAUUAAUGAGGAGUGUAUCUGAUCUGUUGAAGAAAAGUGAGAAACAGAGUGAGAUUAUUCAUGAUCUGAGUCUGCGAAUUUCACAGUUGGAAGAGAAAGUAUCUCAGUGCAACACAAAGAAAAAAGUUGGGGAUGGAAUGAAGAGAAGUGGUAGAUCUACAAAGGAAAGAGAUGCACAUACAAACAACAGGAGGAGAAAAUCUGAUAGAUACUGCUUUAUGGAGGACUGGUUUUGACAACUAGUUAAUGUUUUGUCCCAAUAAAGCCACAAUAUGAGUGUUAUUGAGCAGUGACUUCAAAAAUUAAAAAAAAUAUAUAGAAUCUCUUUUGAGAAAAAAUCUAAAAAAUGUAAAGAAUCUUUUUUUUUUUUUUUUUGGAAAAAAUCCAAAAA
Messenger RNA from Cryptomeria japonica (Japanese cedar), 1754 nucleotides. RefSeq names its product BAG family molecular chaperone regulator 6-like. Lineage: Eukaryota; Viridiplantae; Streptophyta; Pinopsida; Cupressales; Cupressaceae. The transcript has a single exon. Gene Ontology annotation, cellular component: plasmodesma. Bases 109 to 1599 code for a protein of 496 amino acids. Gene Ontology annotation, biological process: protein folding. Gene Ontology annotation, molecular function: protein-folding chaperone binding. The record is from RefSeq and is a predicted model, not a curated record.